UUGCAGCGGUGAUGCGCCUGCUCCUCAAGUGCCUGCGGCUGGGCCGGCGGCGGCGGUUUAAGCUGGUGCGGCAGGCAGAGCAGCUGUGGCACUACGGGCAGCUCUGCCUCCGCUCCCUGCUCUACAACUCCUUCACCAACGGCGAUGUGGUGCUUGACUCCCUCUUUGAGCCCGUCUACUGGCUGGUGGACCACGUCACCCGGUGGUUCGGUGUGGUGUUUGUGGCACUGGUGAUCGGGCUGACGAGCUCCAUUGUGGCCAUUGUGUACAUCUGCCUGCUGCCCCUCAUCCUCCAGACCUACACGCCUGCCUGGAUCUGCUGGCACCUCGCCUAUGGACACUGGAACCUCAUCAUGAUCGUCUUCCACUACUACAUGGCCAUCACCACCUCGCCUGGGCACCCACCACAGGCCAAGGACAAUCUUACUGGCGUCUCCAUCUGCAGGAAAUGCAUUGCCCCCAAGCCGGCUCGCACCCACCACUGCAGCAUCUGCAACAGGUGCGUGCUGAAGAUGGACCACCACUGCCCCUGGCUAAACAACUGCGUGGGACAUUACAACCACCGCUACUUCUUCUCCUUCUGCCUGUUCAUGACCAUGGGCUGCAUUUACUGCAGCAUCAGCGGCUGGGAGAUGUUCCGGGAUGCCUACGCAGCCAUUGAGAGAAUGAAACUGCUUGAGAAGGAGAGACUGCAGGUGGCUGCCAACCAGACAUACUACCAGACCCCGCCACCCACCUUCUCCUUCCGCCAGCGAGCUUUCCACAAGAGCGUGGUCUACCUCUGGGUCCUGUGCAGCUCGGUUGCAUUGGCCCUGGGUGCCCUCACGCUGUGGCAUGCCACCCUCAUCACCCGUGGGGAAACCAGCAUCGAGCGGCACAUCAACAAGAAGGAGAGGCAGAGACUGCAGAAGAAAGGCAAGGUCUUCAGGAACCCCUACAGUUAUGGCAGCUGGGAUAACUGGAAAGUGUUCCUGGGCGUGGAUGUGCCAAGGCACUGGCUCACCCGUGUCCUGCUGCCCUCUCCUCACCUGCCCCACGGGACGGGCCUGAGCUGGGACCUGCCUCCCUGCGUGACCAAGCAGCGCACGCCGCUCCUGGCCAUCUGAGGCCCGGGUGCUGCAGACGUCCCUCCCUGCAGGCAGGGGAGCGCACAGAGGACUCAGUCCACCACCGUGGCUCCCUUUGGCCGAAGUGCCUGGCAGAAGGCAGGUGCUGGCACACACCACUGACCAGAGUCAGGGUCACAGGCAACUCUUUUGGACAGUGUCAGUGCCUGGAUGCCUGCUCUUGUGGCUCCUUGGUGGCUGCAGGCAGCCCCAGGGGAAAUGUGGCAGAGCUACUGCUCCCCACUCCAGCUGAAGGUGCUAGCACAGGUGCAGCCCAGCUUGCUCUUCAGCAGGGCUGGGUGCAGAGGGUGGCAUGCCUGCCCCCCAGGCACUCCCCAGGGAGCCUUUUUAAGACCAUCCAAUAAAUACU
Molecule: messenger RNA, 1476 nt
Organism: Gavia stellata (red-throated loon)
Lineage: Eukaryota; Metazoa; Chordata; Aves; Gaviiformes; Gaviidae
Gene: ZDHHC16
Product: zinc finger DHHC-type palmitoyltransferase 16
Exons: 10
Coding region: 12-1106 (364 amino acids)
Biological process (GO): protein palmitoylation
Cellular component (GO): Golgi apparatus
Molecular function (GO): palmitoyltransferase activity
Source: RefSeq, a predicted model, not a curated record